Aspergillus udagawae is the source of this 585-nucleotide messenger RNA. Its product is annotated as MIX23 family protein. The transcript is spliced from 2 exons. Lineage: Eukaryota; Fungi; Ascomycota; Eurotiomycetes; Eurotiales; Aspergillaceae. The record is from RefSeq and is a predicted model, not a curated record. Gene Ontology annotation, cellular component: mitochondrial intermembrane space; mitochondrion. The coding region runs from base 1 to 585 and encodes 194 amino acids.
AUGUCUGGGGCAUCGUCGACAUCAACCCCACCAUUAAGUCCUCAGUUCUGCUUCAAUGAGAGGGUGCUUUUAGAUUUUCUGCGGCUUUCUAGGGUGACCAUUGAUGACUCCAUUUCGCAGAAUCUCAAUGCCCUGAUCACCCCGGCCCGGGAAGGGUUUGAUCCCUCGUCAACUGCAAUCCGUCAAACAGACUCCAGAGUUGGAAGGCCGAUAGAUCCCGAAGGAUGCCAGAACUUCAAAGACAAUGUCCUCUUCCAGUCAUGGCAAACGCGAUCCGAUGUACUGAAUUUCUGCGCUGGGGUGGCGACCAGUCCCGAUCCGGACGAUCCGGAUCUUAUUCUUCGACAGGCAGAGUCAGCUAAGGAACGGGAGAAGAUUGUCGAUGAAAGAUUGGACCCUUACUCUGCUCGGUAUUUCCCGAAAGAGCUGAGAACAGAGUCGCUUGCGAACUUGGUUCGGAACCAGCGAACAGUGGAAGAGAUCAUACGAGCGCGAACCUGGAGCGUGGUUACUGAGAGGUGCACUGACUCGGCUUCCACCUGGGAGGAGGCUUUGAACAAUUGGCGCCAGAGGAAGCAACGGUGA